CCGGUCACCAUUCUUUAGAGCUGGGAGGUGCGUCUGAUGAUGGAGAGGUCGCUGGCGGUGAAGUGUCCUGACAUCAGCACCCAUCUGGCAGGCACCAAGAAGGUGCAGCAGGAGCUGGCCAGGCCUGGUAUUCUGGAGCGCUUCCUCCCAGACCAGCCAGAGGUGGUAGCCCAGAUCAGGGCCACCUUUACCGGGCUCUACACUCUUGACAUGGGUGCGGAAGGAGACGAGACUGUUGCCAUGGCUUUGGCCAAGCCUGACCAUUAUGUUCUGAAAGCCCAAAGAGAAAGAGGAGAACAACAGAUCACAGGGCUGGUGUUGCGCAACCUCACAGAGACGGAUCUGGAUAAGAUUGGAAUUGGGUGA
Messenger RNA from Clupea harengus (Atlantic herring), 366 nucleotides. Its product is annotated as glutathione synthetase-like. The transcript has 3 exons. Gene Ontology annotation, biological process: defense response to virus; dGTP catabolic process; regulation of innate immune response. Gene Ontology annotation, molecular function: protein binding; dGTPase activity. The coding region runs from base 37 to 366 and encodes 109 amino acids. The record is from RefSeq and is a predicted model, not a curated record. Lineage: Eukaryota; Metazoa; Chordata; Actinopteri; Clupeiformes; Clupeidae. Gene Ontology annotation, cellular component: nucleus.